GCCGCAGGGCUGGAUCAGUUCGCCAAAGACGCGCUUCUCUGGGCGUUUCGCUCGCCGAACCGGACCGCUGAGAGUCCACAGGAGCGCAGCCCAGGGGUGUUGAGUCGCAUCGGGAGCUGGCUGUCGUGGGGUUGGGGCAGAGAUGAUCCCACGUCCCAAACACAGCAAGAGGAGGACCACGGAGAAACCAGAGCAGACGAGACGGAUCCCGCAGAGGCGAGCCCAACCCUCGACCGGAAUGCCAAACAUCUGAGACUCGAACGCAGUCGGUCGCUUGAGAGGAGAAGGCCACCUGAACUCUUUGAACAAAUGGGCCGGAGGAGAUCUGGCAGGAGGAGGCGGAGCUCUCACGGGGAUGGGGGCGGAGCUAAAUCCCCAACCAAUCCCCAACCUGUAAGCCCUGAAGCAACCAGUUUGACGAGCGGCCCGCGGAAAGCAUGCGCUGACUCAGCUUUCGAGGAGGCAGCACACAGCCUUCCAGGAGCCUCUGGAGCAGAAGCGCCAGACUCAGGUAACCGUGAGGAUGUCUUCCAAGCAGAAUGGGCCCAAGCGCACCUGAGCGAAGACGCGGAUUCGGAUUCGCUCGUCCAAGCGGCGCUGGUUUAUACAGAUAUGGACGAGGAACGAGUGGUGAGGCUGACGGAGAGCGCCGAAUCCAAACGCAGGAGCAUCAAAGUGUCUCACAGCGAGGUGGUCUUCGCCAAAAAGGUGGUGGUCGCCUCGGAGGAGCAAAAGGAAGAUCAAAAUGUGACUUUUAAAGACACCAAACAGCCAAGAUUUGAUGAAAGAGCCAGAUUUCCAGAGGACAGAGUGGACGGCACCAAUGUGAAAUCCAAGGGCCGAAUCGCAGACAAGAUCAGUCUGUUUGAGAGAGGAGCCACCAAUGCAGUUAGCAGCUCCACAAACCUACGUCACCUGGAUAUUUCUCCAGCUCGAAAUGUGGCCAGUCUUCUUUUCACAGAACGUGCCGGAACGCGGUCCAGUUCCGCACCUCCAAACCAAUCAGUUAAAGAGAGGGUGAUGAAUUUUAAUGCAGGACGGAGGGGAGAAGAGAAGCUGACGUUGCCGUCUGGUCGUACGCUGAACGAAGGACGUUCAAAAACGGCUGAAAUAUCUUGUUCCGGACGUUUUGAAAAAUCUACAGCAAAGAUAGAUACUAGCAGAGACCCAAAGGUUAAAUGCAAACCUCAUUUAAACAUCGAUCAAACAGACUCCAAAUCCUACAAUGCAACACAAAGCACACCUGUAUUGUCAGAGAGCACAAGUGACUCAAUCAUUGGGAAUAAAGAGCUGGAUUCUUUGCCAGUGGUUUCGUCACUUACUGAUGAGACACCGCAGGUGAAAUCUCCAAACCGGACCAGCUCGCGAUCUAAAAAGCGUCGAGGCAAAGAUCCGCUGAGCCCCACCAAACAAGAAAUGGGUCAGGGUAAACAGGAGGUCAAGGACAAACCUCUUGUAGACAUUGUAAAGACCACAGAGCAGUAUUCUGAUAAAGAAAGACCCAACUCUGCUUGGGAGGCCGUAAGCAAAACACCUAAAGUUCCUCCAAGGUUGGAGAAAGCAGCAGAAAUUAUGCAAAGCACAAAGGAAAAAUCUGACUCUCCACAUGCGGACACAAAAUUUCCUAAAGAAAUGAAAAGUAAGGAUGAGAAGCAGCAUGGUUCAAAUGAAGAGAAGACAGAACGGACAGAGAUUGACUCAAAAAUGGAAGAGAAACCGAGAAACAUCAACAAAAAGCAGCCUGUUCAUGAGCGCUCAGAAAGACAGGGGCAGGGGAACAGAGACGUGAUUGUAAACACAUUGUUUGGAGAGUCAGGGAAACCAGAUCCAUCUGUGACAAAAGAAGAGAAACCACCGUCCCCAGAGGACCUGAAUGAGGCCAACUCUAAAGACUGCUUUGAGCCAGCAAAUAACAGCGCUGCAGCCUCCAGGAAAGAUGCCAUGCGAAACAGAGGGAGUGAGACGGAUACGCUGGUCUUACCUGAGAAAAAAGCAGAAAACACCACUGAAAGUGACCCGAAAUUGGUACAAAGGCCAUCAGAGACAAACCAAAAGAGUCAAGAAAAAGACCGUUUGGCUGAGACUACCAAUCAGAAUGAGGAAAACAACCUUUUUACAGAAACAUCUGAGACACACAAACAUAGUACUGAAGUCAGUACAUCAAAGCCAACCAAGCAGAAUGUAGAAGAAGGAAUUACAACAAAGACGACUAAACACGGUAAAUCAAAGGACACCUCAGCUGUGAAACAAGAAGACACAACAAUUAUGCCAACCAGUGAGGGUAAAGAGACUCAGACUCCAGAGAUAAUCUCUGAAUUGUCUGAUCAGACUAAAGAAAACGCCACUACUACAAGUAGGACACCGGCAACACCAAACCCUGCACUGGUCAAAGACCAAAAUAACCAUAUGGACGCCAUAAUUUCACCUCAAAUUCCACCUAGAGAGGGAGGCGGUCCCAAAAGAGAUGGGCCACCCCUACAAAACCAAUCAGAGAGCGGAGAAGAACAGAAAACACUGGCAGUGUCUAAUAAAAGGGAUUUACAACAGCCCAGCACUGAUAUUAAAAAGGGAGGCACCAAAGAAACCCAGAGUAAAAUCACCAGCACAGAAAUUACAUCCAUAAUAAAUGGAGAUAUACACUCUGUACAGGCAGAAGAUCAGGUUUCUGAUUCUCUUAAACAGUCUGGAGAAAAUACACUUGGCUCUAGCCUUGAAAAUACCUUACCUGAAAUACCAUCCAAUAAUGACAAUCUACCUCUGAGUUCAGCAAAAAAGAAGCCCACUUCCUUGAUAUCCAAAGUCAUUGAAGCAUCCACCGAGCAAUCUGGCCAGGUCACCGCUAAACCAGCCUUAAAAGAUGAUACAGCUUUCAGUGAUAACAAGAACACAACCUUGUCAAACUCGGCUAAUAAAAAAACAAAUAAUGAAAAGACCACUCCUCCACCAGCCUCUACCAAUGUAAUAGACACUCCUGAAAAACCAACAACUAUCGAAAAAAACACAUCUCCACAAGCCUCAACCAAUGAGAAAACCUCCACUUUGCCUGCCUCAACUAAAGAAAAGACUACAGGUUUAUCAGCAUCAACCACUGAGACGAUAUCUGCUACAUCAGGCUCCAAUGAUGACAAAAACAAACCUCCACCAGCCUCAACUGAUGAGACAAUCUCAGUUUUGCCUGCCCCAACUAAUGAAAAGACCAUGCCUCCAAGAGCAUCAGCUAAUGAACAGACCACGCCUCCAACAGCAUCAGCCAAUGAAAAGACUACACCUCCAAUAGCAUCAGCCAUUGAAAAGACUACACCUCCAAUAGCAUCAGCCAUUAAAAAGACUACACCUCCAACAGCAUCAGCCAUUGAAAAGACUACACCUCCAAUAGCAUCAGACAUUGAAAAGACUACACCUCCAACAGCAUCAGCCAAUGAAAAGACUACACCUCCAACAGCUUCAGCCAAUGAAAAGACUACACCUCCAACAGCAUCAGCUAAUGAAAAGACCAUGCUUCCAACAGCAUCAGCUAUUGAAAAGACCACGCCUCCAAGAACAUCAGCCAAUGAAAAGACUACACCUCCAAUAGCAUCAGCCAUUGAAAAGACUACACCUCCAACAGCAUCAGCUAAUGAAAAGACCACGUCUCCAACAGCAUCAGCUAAUGAAAAGACUACACCUCCAACAGCAUCAGCCAUUGAAAAGACUACACCUCCAACAGCAUCAGCCAUUGAAAAAGCCACGCCUCUACCAGUACCAACCAUUGAGACAACCUACACAUUAUCAGGAUCAGCUAAUGAACAAACCACACCAUCUGCCUCAUUAACCGUUAGGUCUCCCUCCACUUCAUUAGGUAUAGAUGAUUACAAGAACAAACCUCCAUCAACAUCAACCAUUGAAACAAUCUCCACUUCAUUAGUCUCCAGUGAUGACAAGAACAAACCUCCACCAGCCUCAGCUAAUGAAAAGAACACAACUCAAUCAGAGUCAACUAACAGAAAGACAACUAAUAAAAAGACCAUAUCUCCACAAGCCUCAACCAAUGACACAACCUCCACUUUGCCUGCCUCACCUAAAGAAAAGACUACACCUCCACCAGCAUCAACCACUGAGACAAUCUCUGCUACAUUAAGCUCCAGUGAUGACAAAAACAAACCUCCACCAGCCUCAACUGAUGAAAAAACUACAUCUUCAUUAGACUCAACCAAUGAGAGAACCACACCUCCACCAGCCUCAACUAACGAGACAAUCUCCGCUUUGCCCGACCCAGCUAAUGAUAAGACUAUGCCUCCAACAGCCUUAACUAAUGAAAAGAACACAACUACAUCAGAUUCAGCUAAUAAAAGGACAACUAAUGAAGAGACCAUAUCUCCACAAGCCUCAACCAAUGAGACAACCUCCAAGAAAAAGACUGCACCCCCACCAGCAUCAUCCACUGAGACAAUCUCUGCUACAUUAGGCUCCAGUGAUGACAAAAACAAACCUCCACCAGCCUCAAUCAAUGAGACAAUCUCUGCUUUGCCUGACCCAGCUAAUGAUAAGACUAUGCCUCCAACAGCCUUAACUAAUGAAAAGAACACAACUACAUCAGAUUCAGCUAAUAAAAGGACAACUAAUGAAGAGACCAUAUCUCUACAAGCCUCAACCAAUGAGACAACCUCCAAGAAAAAGACUGCACCUCCACCAGCAUCAUCCACUGAGACAAUCUCUGCUACAUUAGGCUCCAAUGAUGACAAGAACAAACCUCCACCAGCCUCAACUGAUGAAAAAACUACAUCUUCAUUAGACUCAACCAAUGAGAGAACCACACCUCCACCAGCCUCAACUGAUGAAAAAACUACAUCUUCAUUAGACUCAACCAAUGAGAGAACCACACCUCCACCAGCCUCAACUAACGAGACAAUGUCCACUUUGCCUGGCCUAGCUAAUGAAAAGACCACGCUUCCAACAGCAUUAGCCAAUAAAAAAGCCAAACCUCUACCAGCACCAACUAUUGAGACAACCUCCACAUUAUCAGGCUCAGGUGAUGAAAAGACCACACCACCAGAAAAUGCUGCACCUCAACCAGCUUCAACCAAUCCACCAAUCUCCAUUGAUAUCACUACUAAAAAUGAGAGGACCACAGCACGACCAGCGUCAUCCUCUUUCCCGCUAACCUCUAUCAAUAGAGAUAAUAUAACUUCACUUCCUUCAUCCAAAGAAAAUACAAUAUCACCACCAGACUAUGACAGUAGGAAGGCCACACCUUCACCAGAAAACCCCUCAGGUCCUGAAGUCUCAGCUAAAGAGAAGAUCUCCAGUAAAUCUACGACUCCAUCCACAAGAAAAAAGGAAUUCAUCCUCAAACCCUUUCUCCUUCCAGAAAUCCCCGCUGUGCCAGGCAGCUCCUCCCAGAGCAGGGACUCUCCAUCUAGCUGGCUUGAUGUGGAUCACAGACGUCCUAUAAGGAAGAAGCUGUUGAUUUCAGAACCCAAGCUUAGCUCCUCUGUGAGUGAGACCAACCUCCUGAACACAUCGGGAGAGUUUGACCCAGAUGACUUCAUUGCAAAUGUGAAAAGGCUAGCGAUGCCAUUCAAUCUUCCUCUACGCAAACACAACAAACAUCGCCUGCAAGCACCUCCAUUUGCCAUGCCUGCCAUCAAAGAAGACCGCUUUGAGAAACCCUUUGAUCCGGAGGAGUUCCAGCAUGGCUUGAGGCGUAGGAGGAAAUUCAUUUUGGAUUUGCCUCCCAGUUCAAAAUCAAAAGCAGCAGAAGUCAAGGAGGUGGAGAUCAAACCUAAGCGAGAGAGCAUCCUCACGAGGUCCCUGAUCUUCCAGAGAGCAAGGAAGGAGUCUGAAACGGAAGAGGAAGAAAAAGAGGAGGGAUCAGAUGAAAAUACAACAGAACCACUGAAGGCAAAGUCUCGUUUGGAGAGGUGCUCUAUUGUCAGCAUUCUACGCAGCCCCAGCAAAGGGAGACGAAUGGAGUUUUUAAGCCCCACUGAGUGUCCUUCAGGUGGGCUGUUAUCACCCAGCGAUGGUUCUGGGUCUACAGCACCUCCACAAUCACAGCUAGCCCCAACUACAGAACCACCCAAAUUGGUCCCAGUAGAGGAAACCCUAGCUAAGAAUAACAGCCGCGAUACACCGUCUGGUUCUCAUGUUAUUCUAAAACCUAAAACGGACAUUGGGCCUGCCAUGACACCUGACCUCAAAGCAACUUCAAGAGACCCCACAGUCACUCUUUUAACAGACUCUAAUGCUCCUUUUCCUCCUAGUGGUACCCAAACUAGUUCCCAGGUUGUACCGAAACCUACGAAAGAUGAUGGACCUACCCUGGCGCCUGACUUGAAAGCAACUUCAGCAGACCCUUCAGUUUCCAUGUUUACAGACACUAAUGCUCCUAAUCCUCCCAAUGGUUCCCAGACCAGUUCCCAGGUUCUGUUGAAACAAACAAAAUAUGAUGGACCUACCCUGACACCUGACUUGAAAACAACUUCAUUUGACCCUCCAGUCACCAUGUUAACAGACACUAAUGCUCCUCCACCUAGUUGUACCAAAUCUGGUUCCCAGGAUCAUGGACCUGCUGUGGCACCUGACCUCAAAACAGCUCCGAGAGACCCCACAGUCACUAUGUUUACAGACACUAAUGCUCCUUCUCCUCCCGAUGGUUCCCAGACUAGUUCUCAAGUUGUGCUGAAACAUAUGAAAGAUAUUGGACCUACCCUGGCACCUGACUUGAAAACAACUUCAGCAGACCCUCCAAUCACCAUGUUAACAGAUACUAAUGCUCCUCCACCUAGUUGUACCCAGUCUGGUUCCCAGGAUGAUGGACUUGCCAUGACACCUGACCUUAAUGCUUCUACUCCUCCCAAUGGUUCCCAGACUAAUUCCCAGGUUGUACUGAAACCUACUACAGAUGAUGGACCUACAAUGACACCUGACUUGAAAAUAACUUCAUUAGACACUUCAAUCACCACGUUAACAGACACUAAUACACCUCUAACAUCUAGUUAUACCCAGUCCGGUUCCCAGGAUGUUCUAAAACAUAUCAAGGAUGAUGGACCUGCUAUGACACCUGAUCUCAAAACAGCUCAGAGAGACCCCACAGUCACUAUGUUUACAGACACUAAUGCAUCACUGCUUCUCAACGGUACCCAGACUGGUUCUGAUGUUGUUCUGCGACCUGAUGGACCGACCCUGAAAACAACUACAGUAGAUGCUAAUGCUCCUCCACCAUGUCCUUCCUUUGAUGACAUCAAGUUGCCUAGUUUCCUGGAGAAAUUUCUUCCAAAGGAACCUGAAAACGCUCAACCAUCAAAUAAGAUCAACCCACUGGUGGCUAGAGAAAGUGCCUCAAUACCUGCUCUAGUGGAUCUGAAUAAGGCUGUUGACGUAGCUGAUGGGAAGAUCCCAGAAGUUACGGUUCCACCAGCACCUGUAGUUCCAGCGGCUCAAAUCCCUCAAGCUAAACCUCAGAGAGAACUACCAAAUAUUACAGCUGCUCGUGGAAUCCACCGGCGUCCUGGAAAGAUUGUGAUAUUUGAGCACCAUCAGUUCAGCGGUCAGUCCUUUGAGUUCUACAGGGAUCAACCUGAUGCCACACACAUGCAACUGUCCAGUGUCAUAUCUAUUAAAGUGGUCAGAGGAUGCUGGAUAUUAUAUGAGAAACCGGGAUUUGAGGGACGAUGCAUCGCUCUGGAAGAGGAAGGAGUUACUGAACUGCCCAAUCAAUGGGCAGAAGAGGGUGAAGAAAUAUCUGCCCCUGUGGUCAUUGGCUCAAUUCGACUGGCUGUCAGAGACUACACUCCGCCCCGGAUAGAGCUGUUCACCGAGCCUGCUGGCAGAGGCAGAAGCUCUGAGUAUGUGGAUGACACAGAGGAAGUGGGCAGUUUUAGCCGUCCUCAGAGCACCGGCUCCAUCAAAGUCCACAGUGGUCUCUGGCUGGUUUACAGUGAUCCGGGUUUCCAGGGUCUGCUGGCGGUUCUGGAGGCCGGAGAGUAUCCGUUCCCGGAGGACUGGGGUUUCCCAUCGCCUGCGGUCGGCUCUCUGAGGCCUGUGCGAAUGGGCGCUCUGAAGGUCGAGAAGCCAAACGCCGUCAAGGCAGUGUUGUAUGAAAAGGCCGGUCUGGAGGGCCGAUGUGUGGAGGUUCAGGGAGACGUCUUCUCCUUCGCCAGGACAGAAACGGACCUGAGCGACCCGGACAAUCACGGACUGAACUGUGUGGAGUCACUCAAGAUCCUCGGAGGCCUGUGGGUGGGAUACGAUGGCGAGGGUUUUGAGGGGCAGCAGUUCGUUCUGGAGGAAGGAGAGUAUUUGGACUGGACAGACUGGGGCGGGACGGGGGAAAAACUCCUCUCUCUGCGGCCCGUUUUCAUGGAUUUCUCCUCCCCUCAUAUGAAGAUGUUUAGUGAGCCGGAUUUCUCAGAGCGCGGCGUCAGCAUCGACCUCCUGGAGCCGCUGGAUAACGCCAUGAACACACGCUACGGCCCGCAGACGCGCUCCAUUGAGGUCCUGGCCGGAGUGUGGGUGGCGUUCGAGGGCCCCGGGCUCUCGGGUCAGCAGUAUGUUCUGGAGAAGGGUCUGUACGGAAGCCCGGAGGACUGGGGCUCAUCCCACAGCCGGAUCUGCUCGGCCGUCCCUGUGAUUCUGGAAAAUCUGGAAAACUCCUGCUACUUCCAGAUUGAGCUGUUCUCUGAGUCUGGAUUCGGUGGAACAUCUGUCCUGCUGCAGGACUCGUUACCCACAAUCCCCGGCGGCUUCAGUGUGCUCUCCUGCAGGGUUCAUGCGGGCAGCUGGCUGGCGUUCAGCGGCGAGUGUUUCUCGGAUCGUCAGUGUGUUCUGGAGGAGGGUUUUUAUCCUGAUCUGAGGAUGAUGGGUUUCUCUGAGCCGGACGCAUCAGUGCUGUCGCUGCAGCCCACGGGACUCGAGCUCUCGGUGCCGGCGCUGCUGCUGUUUGAGCGCUCUGGACUCAGAGGACGGAGGACGCCGCUGAAGACGGCUUCGGUGAAUCUGCAGCUCACACACAGCUGCUCCAGAGUCUCAUCUGUGCUGGUGCUCGGCGGCAUGUGGGUUCUGUACGAGGAUCAUAACUUCAGAGGCUCUCAGUUGCUGCUGAAGCCCGGCGCUGUUCCUGAUUGGCCCAAACUCUCCUCCUGGCUGCGAAUCGGAUCGCUUCGGCCGCUCACACAGAAACAAGUGAAUUUCCGUCUGCGGAGCAAAGAGGCGGGGCUACUGAUGUCCGUCAGCGGCUCAUUGGACGACAUCAAAUUGAUGCGUAUCCAGGUGAGCGAGGAAACGGGCGGAGCUGAGCAGAUCUGGACCUAUCAGGACGGUCAAUUACAGUGCAAGUGUCUGCUGGAUGUGUGUGUGGACGUGAGUUCUGGUGUCCUGAUGUCCGGCAGCAGAGUCGUUCUCUCCGCUGAACCUGGAAAACCGCAGCAGCUCUGGAGCGUCACGAGCGACGGGAUCAUCCAGAGCCACGCCAGACCAGAGCUCGUGCUGGAGGUCAAAGGAGGUCAGCAGUUCGACAAACACCAGAUUAUCGUGAAUGAAUUCCACCCAGACAAGCUGAAUCAGCGCUGGUCUCUGGAGAUCCUCUGAGCUGCGCCACAGGACCCACUGCUCUGCUGCGGAGCUGCGCCAGGGGGACCAGCGUCCUGUGAGGCAGCUGCACCAGGGGGACCAUCAGCUGUGGAAAUCUCAUUCUCAUGAGAGCCAGUGUAUGGAAAAUGACCGUAAUCAGCUGGACGUUGUAUUAUUUUUAUACAUGAACUCUCAGAUCGACAGGAAGAGCACAUAAUUGAACAAUAAUAACUGUUUUAUUUUGUGUAAAGUGCAUAAACGUGCCUGUGUGGACACUGAUCUCAGCUGUAUUAAAACACAAGGCGUUUAGAAAAUGUGUUUAAAAAAA
Sinocyclocheilus rhinocerous is the source of this 9877-nucleotide messenger RNA. Its product is annotated as mucin-17-like. The record is from RefSeq and is a predicted model, not a curated record. The coding region runs from base 310 to 9567 and encodes 3085 amino acids. The transcript is spliced from 23 exons. NCBI's taxonomy places the organism in Eukaryota, Metazoa, Chordata, Actinopteri, Cypriniformes, Cyprinidae.